AGACAUUGGAUCUAAAGAGACACCGAAAAGCAGCACUCCGUCAAAGAUCAUCACGUCAAAGCAGUGCGGAGGAGGGAGAGGCAACCGUGGCAGCUCCCCGGUCUCCACGGCAACCAGCAAAGACAGACUGUCUUCUUCUUCUAAAGGCGCGGCAAGCGCGGCAGGCGCGGCCCCUGUCCAGUCCGAUGGUGCUGAAAUCCAUACGUUGACCAGGGCGGCGGCGGCUGAGAGCGGCAGAGGAACGGCAGAGGAGCGCGGUAGUCCGUCUGAAGACUCGCGUUGUACUGAUAUAUCGUGUUUGAAGGGGGAUACAACACGGGUUGUUUCUGAUCAGCCUUGUUCAUCCAAAUCUCCUAAAUUGAAGAACAAUAACCCGAGAGGAGGGGGAGGAGAAGGCGAGGCUAGCAGCACAGCGACCGGAAACAAAAAGAGCUCCGGCAAGAGCAGUGUGGGCUGCGGCCCUGGCUUCUGGAGAGAGGGAUGUUUGCAGUCGGAGCUGAUCCAGUUUCACCUGAAUAAAAGCUUAAAGAAAGGAGGAGGAAAGAUGAAGACGAAGACACCGUCUCCCCCGGAGCCGGUCACGGAAAUGGCGGAACCAGAGGAUCUCUCCCCUGAGGCCAUCGUUAACGAGCCGGAACCGGUACCUGAGCCCGACCAGCUAUUUCAGGAGGAGAUAGAGAAACUAGAGGAUGAAAACGAUGAACUAAAGACUGAGAUAGAGGAGAUGAGAGCGGAGAUGGACGAGAUGAGAGACACGUUCUACGAAGAGGACGCCUGCCAGCUGCAGGACAUGCGUCGCGAGCUGGAGCGAGCCAAUAAGAACUGCCGGAUUCUCCAGUACCGUCUGAGGAAGGCAGAGAGGAAGAGGAUGAGGUUCGCUCAGACCGGAGAGGUAGACGGAGAGCUACUGAGGGCCCUGGAGCAGGACUUGAAGGUAGCGAAGGACGUGUCAGUGCGUCUGCACCAUGAGUUGGAGAAUGUGGAGGAGAAAAGGACGAAGACGGAGGAGGAGAACGAGAAACUAAGGCAAAAGCUGAUAGAGGUGGAGGUGACCAAACAGGCCCUGCAAAACCAACUGGAGAAGGCCAAGGAGCUGUCACUGAAGAGGAGAGGAGGCAGGGAUGUUCAGAAGGAGAAAAGGAUUCCACAGACUCCAAUAGAGGAGGACAACGAAGAUCUGAAAUGCCAGCUAGCCUUCAUCAAGGAGGAAGCCAUUUUGAUGAGGAAAAAAAUGGCUAAAAUUGACAAGGAGAAGGACCGGCUGGAACACGAGCUGCAGAAGUACCGCUCUUUCUACGGGGAUGUGGACAGCCCUGGGCCCAAGGGAGAGGCUGGAGGACCAGCCACCACCCGGGAGUCAGAGCUGAAACUGAGACUGAGACUGGUGGAGGAGGAAGCCAACAUCCUGGGGAGGAAGAUCGUAGAGUUGGAGGUGGAGAAUAGAGGACUGAAGGCUGAACUGGAGGACAUGAGAGACAGGGAUGAGGUGGCAGGAGGCUCGGCUGAGCAUGGCUGCAGCAGGGAGCAGGGAGAGGAACUCAGGGAGCUGAGACAGCAGCUACAGCUGGUGGAGGACGAGGCAGAGCUACUUAGGAGGAACCUGCAGGACGCAGAGGAGGACAACAACAAGGUGACUCCCAAAUGGCACCCUAUUCCCUAUACAGUGCACUACUUACUACUGCAGGAUGUAGAGGAGAACAACAGUGACGGGGAGCUGAACAAGCUGAAGUACAAGGAGGGCUCCAGGCACGGCGCCGGGGUGGAGGGGUGGCGCCGGGCGGCUGCAGACCGGGCCAAGGUGGAGGUCCUGCAGGAGGAGCUAAAGGCUGCCAGGCUGCAGAUCAACGAGCUGAGUGGCAAGGUGAUGCAGAUCAUCUCUGAACCGCCUAAUGCUGUCCAUCAUGAGCGCUAA
This is a messenger RNA of Oncorhynchus keta (chum salmon), 1912 nucleotides long. Its product is annotated as protein SOGA3-like. The transcript is spliced from 8 exons. Gene Ontology annotation, biological process: regulation of autophagy. NCBI's taxonomy places the organism in Eukaryota, Metazoa, Chordata, Actinopteri, Salmoniformes, Salmonidae. The record is from RefSeq and is a predicted model, not a curated record. The coding region runs from base 545 to 1912 and encodes 455 amino acids.